Messenger RNA from Hypoxylon trugodes, 2677 nucleotides. RefSeq names its product Sec63 Brl domain-containing protein. The coding region runs from base 229 to 2331 and encodes 700 amino acids. The transcript is spliced from 3 exons. The record is from RefSeq and is a predicted model, not a curated record. Gene Ontology annotation, cellular component: Sec62/Sec63 complex. Gene Ontology annotation, biological process: SRP-dependent cotranslational protein targeting to membrane; post-translational protein targeting to endoplasmic reticulum membrane. Gene Ontology annotation, molecular function: RNA binding; transmembrane protein transporter activity. NCBI's taxonomy places the organism in Eukaryota, Fungi, Ascomycota, Sordariomycetes, Xylariales, Hypoxylaceae.
AGAAGGCCACGAUUCAAGUCGGAUAAUGCAAUUCCUUUGGACAGCUUGCUUAACUUGCGCUUUCGCUUUUGAUUCUAAAUUUAAAACAAUUUAUCAAGUCCAAACCCACGCACGAGUCUCUCUUUUUUAUAAUUCUUCGAUAACAUCAAUCACACGACGUGACACAUUUUGACGUUCUCUACCGCAGAUAUUUCAAAAAAGACCCUGUCGUAGGGCUCAUCUGCAACCAUGAGUUCAGAGUAUUCUUACGAUGAACAGGGUCAAUUCUACCCUUUCUUCGUAUUUACUCUGACCUCCAUCGUCACCCUCCCUCUCACUUACAGUCUUCUCGCGCCGAGCAAGGAUCCCGCUUCCCUUGCCCCACGAUUGAAAUCCUCUUACAAACCCGAACAUGAUGACUUAAUACAAGGACUACGUGCUGCGCAGAAGCGAAAGCAGCGCAAGGUCAAGCGCGCCAUCGCCGUCAUCCUAGGCUGGGCAUUGAUGGCUGGCAUGCUAUAUCUAAUUGUCACUACCCAACGAACAACAGCCAAGAUAUGGAAUCCCUACGAUAUUCUAGGCGUCUCCGAGUCGGCGUCCGAUAAACAGAUCAAGUCCCAUUACAGAAAACUUGGUCUCAAGUUCCACCCCGAUAAAGCCAGACCUGACCCGGCGAAGAACGAGACCGCCGAGACAUUAAGCGACAAAUGGGUCGAGCUCACUAAGGCAUACCAAGCACUUACCGAUGAAGAGGUUCGCAACAACUACAUCCAAUACGGACACCCCGACGGCAAGCAAAGCUACAGCAUAGGAAUUGCUCUCCCCAAGUUCAUCAUAUCUGAAGGAAAUGGAAAAUAUGUCGUACUUGUCUAUGCUCUGCUUCUAGGUGUCUUGCUGCCUUACUACGUUGGAUCGUGGUGGUAUGGUACCCAACGCAUAACAAAGGAGGGAGUACUAGUCGAGAGUGCCAACAAUCUAUUCCGCGAAUACUCCGAGAACAUGGAAGAGGGAGAUCUCGUGACUGCUCUGAGUGGCGGCAAGGAGUUCCAAGAGGUUCUGAAGGGAGACAAGGCCGAGUCCGGACUUUCAAAACUCGAAUCGAGAAUACUUGCAGAAGGCCAAAUCACGCCGUUUGCUGGCGGGUUAUCUGUCAAGGACAAGGAGAAGCUGGAGGAUCUCGAGAGCGGUGUUCGAAGGAAGGUUUUGGCUCUUCUUUGGGCAUACCUCGGCCGUGUAGAGCUUGAUGACCCCGCCCUCGAUAAAGAUAAAUACACCGUGGCUCCUAUCGCUCAGAGUCUCUGCAGUUCCUUCAGGGCGAUUUCCCUCGCAUAUAGCAACACCGGACCUAUUCUAGCUUCAUUCUACACCAGCCAACGACUCAUCCAAGCUCUACCGCCAAAGGCAUCUCCUCUCUUCCAGCUUCCCCACUUCACACCUGCGGUUGUUAAGGCCAUCGAGGGCGAUUCGACGACACAUCUAUCUGUUCAAGAGUUCAUGGAUUUACCCGAUUCGGAGCGUAGGAGUAUUGCUGUAGGAAAUGGACUUCUAAGCGAAGAGCAAUACAAGACUACCGUCAGUCUCGCAGGCCAACUCCCAUAUUUCAGAGUCGCAAAAGCAUUUUUCAAGGUUGCCGGCGAGCGAUUUAUCAUCCCGUCAUCUUUGGUUACACUGGUUGUGAAGGGCCGAUUCAUUCCUCCCGGAAGUGUCAACGUUCCAGAAAUCAAUGAGCUUGACCUUGAAGAUGUUGACCCAGCUGAAGAUGACCUCGAUGCGCUUAUGGGACGCAAGAAGACUGUGAAGGACGCAAAUGGAAAGAUAGUCACCAAGGAAGAAACCAAACCCGUAUCACCCCCGAUUACUUUCGCGCCUUAUUAUGCUCGCGAACACUCGCCGAAGUGGCAUGCUUUCCUUUCGGAUAGUAAACAGGGAAAGAUGGCAGUUCCGCCGUUCACAUUUACCCAAUUCGACCAGCCUCUAUUUACCGAUGACGGAAAGCCAACGUUUAACAUGCAGACCCUAAAAGCGCAAUUUGCUGCCCCGCCGCAGGCAGGCACCUACACCUUUGUGUUACAUGUCGUGUGUGACAGUUACGUCGGAUUUGACACUAAGAUGGAGGUUACCCUCAAUGUUGAGGACACUAGCAAGGCUGCAGCAAUGGCCGCUGAGGACGAGAUUAGUGAGCCGGACGAAGAUUCUAUUGCCGGCCAAAUGAGCGCACUUAAGGGUGGUAGUGUAGCAACGAAGCCCAAGAGGCGGAAAGACGACGACUCGGAAGAGGAGGAUGAGAGUGGUACCGAAGAGGAAGAGGACGACACUAGUGAAACAAAUACCGAUACUGAACCUGAGUCGUAGGAUAUUAAAUUUCUACGAUUGGACAGUAUUGAAAAGCGAAGGUUGAUUAAUUGGGUGGAUACCCCUAAGGCGAUACUCGACAAUAACAUCCCGUCGAAAUUCGCAAUUCUCAUCAUGUUGGCAGUUGGCAUAAUACCAACUUCCAAACUACCUACCUAUCCAAGAUGGUAACACGUGUAAAGAUAGUAAGUCUUCUGCGGAUUAAAAAGCGCGUACGCUAUUGCAGCAAGCAUAGGAUUGGCGUCGUGGCGUUUGAAGGAGGAAUUUGCCAUGCGAUAGGGCGUAUAGACCUGCCAGUCCACGCGCCGCAGAAAUAUGGUCUAAUACAUAUUGAAGUUCAUAAAAC